CCCAUUGCUUCUUGCCCUGCCCUCGGGUGCCCUGGAGGCCAGCUGGACUCCCUCUUCUUUGGGGCAGCCCCAGAGAGAUUGGGAUGUUGCUGGAAGCUUUAAAGAAAAGACGUUUAUGUCAAAUGGUAGAGGGUAAGGGGGGAGGUGGACUAGAAGACCUCCACGGUCCCUUCCAAUUCUGCCAUUCUCUGUUCUGGAAGUGAUCUCAGAGGUCAUCUAGUCUGGCCCCUGCCAGUACAGGCUUUCCUCCAGGGUUUCCUACCCGUGAUGCUGUCCCAUUUCAUGAAGCAGCCAAUUCUGUGGGCUGACAGCCAGGAGUUCCCUCCUCAUUCCUAACUCUGGGAAUCUCUUCCUCCCGGAAGUUCAACCGGCCACUUCGAGGGCUGAAGACUCGGGGAUCGACCCUUCGGCAGGCUCUCUGGCACCCCCCGAAAGAGCAACUGCCCCCCACUGCUGCCCCCCAUGCUGCCCCGUGGCCAACCAGGGCCUGCGGUUGUUGACUGGGGGAUUCUGGGAUUGGCAGUCCCCACAUCCUUAAGUUGCCAGAAACUCCCAUCUGAAAAUCCAGCACCCCCAAUUUCUCCUGCAAAUGUCAAGCGCUUCCCCUCCUUUCUCCGGUGGAGGAAGAGGAAGGGGGCCGAGGGCAGAGCCCGGAGCCGGCCGGGGGGGGCUCAGCCCUCCAAGGAAGAGCAUCAAAGAACCCCCUUCCUCUCUGACCUUUGACAGCAGGGCGACAAAGAGGUUGCAGGGAAGAGUUGCGAUCAGGCGGAGUUUAUAAAAACUGGGCAAGCAGCCAUCAGCAGCCGGUUCCUUGGGGAUCGAAGAGGCUCCGAUAAAGCGUCAGCCAGGCGUAGCCAAAGAGCCUCUCUGGGAAUCUUGACGGGGCUCCGUUGCCCCCCCUCCCCCACCGGGGCUUCCCUGCUGGACCUGCCCUGAUCCUGUGCCCAGGAUGUUCAGUCCGAAGAGGUCCUUCGACGGCCCCCCUGCCGGCUACGGCCCCCCUGGGGAGGACUACGGGUACCCCAUCAAGUCGCCCCCCCCGGGCUCCUACUACAUGGAGGACGAGCCCCAGCAUUUCUACAAGUGGAGCUCCCCGCCCAGCGUGAUGCGGAUCCUGGAGGGCCUGGGAAUCCUGCUCUGCGUGGCCAUCUUCGCCUGCGUGGCCUCCACCCUGGUCUGGGACUACAGCUACGGCGGCCUCUACGGCGGCUUAGGGGGCGGCUACUACGGCGGGGGCUACGGCGGCGGCCUGGGCGGCUACGGCGGCGGCCUGGGCGGCUACGGCGGAGGCUAUGGUGGCUACGGCGGCUACGGCCUGGGGGGCUACUAUGGGGGCGUGACCAACCCCCGGGCGGCCAACGGCUUCAUGAUCGCCAUGUCGGUGCUGUGCUUCAUCGCCCUGCUGGCCCUGGCCAUCACCAGCCUCACCAAAUCGGGCGCGUCCCGGUCCAGGAAGUUCUACCUGGCGGCCCUGGUGGUCUGCGCCCUGAUGGCCUUCGUCAUGCUGAUCGCCUCCAUCGUCUACAUCAUGGGCGUCAACCCCCAGGCCCAGAUGGGGGGCAGCUACUACUCCGCCAACCCCAUCCUGGCCCUGUGCAAUCAGGUCUACGCCGGGGGAGGCCUCUACAACCAGUACCUCUACCACUACUGCAUGGUGGACCCCCAGGAGGCCGUGGCCAUCGUCUGCGGCUUCCUCCUGGUGAUCCUGCUCUGCCUCAUCUGCUUCUUCGCCCACAAGACCCGGCAGAAGAUCUGGAGGUUUGGGAAGCAGAACAUUUUCUGGGAGCGUCCGCCGGUGCUGGAGGAGGGUCCCAACGUGGAGGAGUGGGUGAAGAAUGUGGAUGGCCGAGGCAGCCCCACCGACACGGCCACCCUGGUCUACUCGGAGAAGCCCACCGGCCCCCUCCACGCUCCCGCCAGCCCCCCCGGGUACACCGAGACCGACUACUCCGUCAACGUCCGGAGCAGCUCUCCCUUCCAGCCCCCCCUGGACAAACGUGCCCGGACGCUGAGCUCCAGCACCUGGGAAGAGACCCCCCGGAAGCCCCCCGCCCAGAGGGGCCGGAGGGCUCGCCAGAGGAGCCCCGCCCCGGAGGAGCCCCAGUACGAGACGGACUACACCACGGCCGUGGACUCCAGCGAUGAGCAGGAGCCGGAGGAGUGGGGGAGCCUUUACCCGCCGAUCCCUUCCGACGAUGCCCGCCAGAGGUACAAGCAGGACUUUGACAGCGACCUCAAGCGCUACAAGCAGCUGUGUGGCGAGAUGGAUGGCAUCAACGACCAGAUCAACCAGCUCAGCCGGCAGCUGGACCAGCUCCCGGAGGACUCGCUCCAGUACCAGGGCGUGGCAGAGGAGUAUAACCGGCUGAAGGAGCUGAAGCGGACACCGGACUACCAGCAGAAGAAACUGGAGACCAAAUCUCUGAGGAAGAAGCUCUUCCACAUCAAGAAGAUGGUGAGCGAAUACGACAAGCACCGCGGAUGAGCCUGGGGAGCCCCCCCCUCCCUCCCGUGAGAGGGGCCCGGGGCCCGGCUUCCUCCCGGGGCCCAGAAGGACGGACUCUGAUGUGCCACGCGGCUCCCCCUCCUUUGCUUUGUGCCUGGGGCCUUUGGUGAAGCCCCCCAAGACUCUGGGGUGCCCGUGCGCUGGUGCCCCCCCUCCAAGAGACGAGGAUGCCCGUCCAGCGUGUGUGAUUUUUGUAGGUUUCCUUGUUUUUACGCUGACACAUUUUUUUCUCCCCUUUCGUGCCAAAAUGCUGGUGUCCAGUUCUUGGGCAAGCAGGGAGGACGGUGGGCAUUGGCCCAAAGCUCUUUCUUUGGGGUCUCCCGGGCAUCUGAAAAGGAAGGAAGCAGGAGUUUGCCCAGGGGCAGAGAUACCCGCUUGGCACUCACCUGUCCUCCCUUUCCUUCUGCGCCUCCUGUUCCCCCCCUCCCUUGUGCCAACCUGGGUCUCUUUGGCAAACGCUGCUGCUCCAAAGAGCUCAGGUUGCGGUUGGGAACUUGGUAGAGCUUGGCAAUGCCACCCUAGAAGGCAUUUCUGCCUCCUGUUGCUGCCAAAAGCCAGCCCGGGGCCCAGGUGCUCUCCUGAGACAGCUGGCUCUUGAGACCCCCCCCCAAAAAAGCCCAGCAGAAUCUCUGUCCAUUGGGGGAGGGGAUGUAUAUAUUGUGAAAAUGGGGAGGGGGGGCAGAUCUUUUUUGUAAAAAAAAAUCAUAGUGAAGCUAUUCCUUUAAUAAACGUGGGAAAAUUUC
This is a messenger RNA of Thamnophis elegans (Western terrestrial garter snake), 3249 nucleotides long. RefSeq names its product occludin-like. Gene Ontology annotation, biological process: positive regulation of transcription elongation by RNA polymerase II; bicellular tight junction assembly; snRNA transcription by RNA polymerase II. The record is from RefSeq and is a predicted model, not a curated record. The transcript is spliced from 8 exons. Gene Ontology annotation, cellular component: membrane; transcription elongation factor complex; bicellular tight junction. Gene Ontology annotation, molecular function: cis-regulatory region sequence-specific DNA binding. NCBI's taxonomy places the organism in Eukaryota, Metazoa, Chordata, Lepidosauria, Squamata, Natricidae. The coding region runs from base 950 to 2485 and encodes 511 amino acids.